Gilbertella persicaria is the source of this 483-nucleotide messenger RNA. RefSeq lists its product as uncharacterized. Lineage: Eukaryota; Fungi; Mucoromycota; Mucoromycetes; Mucorales; Choanephoraceae. The annotation marks the transcript as partial. The record is from RefSeq and is a predicted model, not a curated record. The transcript has a single exon.
UCUUCUGUCUCUCCUUCUGCUUGGAAGCUCUUUUGGUGCAUGACUUUUACCAGCGUACAGCGUAACUCUAUUUACCGUUUGCUAACUGGGAAAGUCCCUACCAAAUCCCUUCUCUUCAACAUGGCUCUUUCCACUGCUCCUAACCCAUUUUGUUCCUUUUGUCAAGAGGUUGAAACUGUCUUCCACUUUUUCUUUCGAUGCCCCCAAAAAUUCAUUUUCUGGGACAUUGUUAUUCGUGAAUUUCUUUGGCCUGGUACCUCUAUCGAUGAUAUCUCCUCAGCUCUUCAAUCCCUAGAUUUCAACAAAAUCAAUGUCAACAAUUCCUGUCCGAUUGAAGUCGAAAUGUUACUUGUCAUUGCUCUCUCAGAACUUUGGAAAGCUCAUUGGACUCAUAUGCAUCGAAGAGAGCCCUUCCUUGCAAGUAUAGCAUUCAGUCAAACCCUCCGGGCAGUUGGCCGCCGCGCUGCUGAAGAGACAAAUUGU